Messenger RNA from Apis florea (little honeybee), 5021 nucleotides. It is a transcript of the gene Schip1, whose product is annotated as Schwannomin interacting protein 1. The record is from RefSeq and is a predicted model, not a curated record. NCBI's taxonomy places the organism in Eukaryota, Metazoa, Arthropoda, Insecta, Hymenoptera, Apidae. Gene Ontology annotation, biological process: positive regulation of hippo signaling. Gene Ontology annotation, cellular component: plasma membrane; cell junction.
AUCUUCCCGGUGGAAUCUGGUCCGUGGAAUGAGAGGACAGCGACACGAUCGUGAAAGCUGAGAGAAGUUUGCUGGAAUCUUGGGAAGGCAAAUAAAGGAAUAAGCGGAAGUAAAGGCCGUGAAACAUCGAACGAGGAUCCGAUAUGCGGCUCAGGGAGGCUGUCGUCUCGAUACCGCUCCAUCCUGGGGGAUUGAACAACAAUCAGUUACGUAGGAGCGAGCAGAGCCAGCCGAUCACCGAGGAGAUCGCGAAUCGGAACGAGGCCCCGGCCGGAACCGACUCGGUCGCAGCCAGUCGGAUCAACGCCGAUUUCGCGGCGGAGGUCGGCCAGGAUUUCCGCGUCGCAGAGGACACCAGCACGUGGUCCUCGAUCGCCAUCACCCGCGAGAAUGUCCAGAUCGAUACCUCGGCCAACGACGUCGCCAACUUGAACAACAAUCUGACGAUCCCGCGGAUACGAAGGAACAGCUCUGUGGAAAGUUUGCCCGAUUACGAAGGGCGUAACUCCUCUCACGAAGAUUCGUCCCACGAGUUGACACCGUCCGAGUGGUCCGACUGGUCCGAGGAGGGAAAUCUGCCCGCCGGUUGCCGCGGUAUCGUCAACCCCAAUUAUCCCGGCUUUCAACACUUGGCGCCUUCUCUUCUGUCGGACACAGAUCUGACCGAGGACGAGAGCUGCGACUACACAAGGCUGAACGACAUCGACGCGAGGCCGGCAGAGAACGACAACGAGUACAACAACAACGUCGAGGAUAGCAUCAAUCACUUGUGCGGGCAGAGGAACGAGAGGAAGAUAUUUUACGAGAAACCUAAAUUCAAUAUACAGACCGUAACGUCUUUAUACGAGUCGGUGGUGCCGCCAUCGGAGAAAUGCAUAAACUACGUGAAAAGCGUUGAGGAUUCGAGAACGGAGGAAAAGAUCGUGACGCCGAAAUCGGACAUCGUGAACGACGUGGUCGAGGCGGAGACGCAUCUCACUGUUCUAGAGCCGGAGGAGGGCCUCGCCGACACGGUCGCGGAGAACGCUGCGGAAUUGUCGGAGGCUGUGCUGGAGGAGAAACAGGAACGAGAGAUCCCGGUCGAGGUCGAGAUCGUGGAAUUGACGACCAGCGUGAAAGAGACCCUCCAGUUCCCGGAAAUCGAGGAGAUACCGGACUCUGGGAAGACCAGCGAGGUCGGUGAGACGGAGGAUAUCGUGGUGGAGCACAUCGACCUGAUACGGGAGGCAAAGGAGUUGCCUCACCAGACCCGUUCCAAAAUAGGCAACCGUCAGACGGUCACGUCGACCGGCUCGGCCGACGACGACUCGGAGAGCAACACCGACACCGACAGCUACCCGGAGGAGCAGCCCACCUACACCAAGCUCGAGGAGAUCGAUCUCCUGUCGAGCAUCGGCCGUGAUAUCGGGGUCGAUCUCGAGAAGUACGUGCAACCGGUGCCAGACGUGGUCGCGAUGGAAGCAGUGGACCCGCUCCACGCCUCCUCCAGAUCCUCCUCCUCCUCCUCCUCAAUGAUGAAGGACACCAUCGAGGACACGAACAAGCUGAUGGAUCGCGAUCUACCCGAGGCGUCGAGCGCCGACACCAGGAAGAAGGAGAAGAUGGCCAGGAAUCAGGCGAAACGUAGACAGCAGCAGCAACAGCAACAGCUGCACCAGCUGAGGGCGGCCAACGCUCAGAGGCGGCCCGACAAGAGAAGAGCCGACCCCGAUAAUGGACCAGGCGGCUUCGAUGUCUACAACAUCGAAACAGCGAUGCCGAAAAUCGAUCUGGACGCGAUCGAAUCUCAUUUAAGAGCUGCACGCGAAGAGGAACGACGGCGGCGAAACGAUCGUGAAGAGAUACGAAGGAGGUUGGCCAUGGGUCCAGACGCCGAAGACUUGCGCGCUGAACGCGGAAGAAAGCCGAGCCUUCAGUCGCGGCUUCAGAGCGGGAUGAACCUUCAAAUCUGCUUCAUGAACGAAACACCCUCUGACACGGAAUCUCCGUGUUCGGAGACCGACUCGUCCCCGGGAUCCACGCCGACCUCGCUCAACUCGAAGCAACCGCAGAAACAGCAAAUGCCAAUCAGACCUCAGGUGCUCAGCCUUCCACCUCUGAGGCUGGACACAGGCUCGAAUUCAGCCCCGAUCGACGAGGCCGAUUUCUUCGCAAGACAGGCAAGAUUGCAAACCGAGGCGCGAAUGGCCUUGGCUCAGGCCAAAGAAAUGGCCCACAUGCAGAUGGAGGUGGAGAGGCAAAGGCUGAAACAGAGUCCCAUCACCGAGAUGGUGCGAUCCAGCCUCGAAAAAGUUGGCGUUCAGCUCGGCGAGGAUAGGCGUAGAUUGUCACGAGUACUUUUAACGGAGCUAAACGUCGCCCAGCUUCAAGUGGUCGCGAACGACUUGCACGCGAGAAUCGCCGCUCUGAACGAGGCGCUCGUCGAGGGACUUUUGAGAAGGGACGAUUUGCACAUGGAACAAGAUUCGAUGCUCGUCGACGUCGAAGAUCUCACCAGAUAUCUCUUCUGCUGCGUUCACAUGCACAGAGGUGCCAAGCAGGAGUCGUUGAAGAAGAAGCAGAACGCGAGGGAGCAGCAGACGGGGAGCAGAAGUCAUCAUCAGCAGGCCAACUCGGGUCAGAACAAAUCGUCGAUCAAGCCGAAGCUGACGCACCGUGGCCUGGUCUCGUUGGUGAGGAAAUAAUGCCUCGCCACGAGACUGCGUGGUCUCGUCGGAAAUUAAGCGGGAAGGUAGCAAGUAUACAUACAUAAGAUCUGCUCGAUUCGAUCUGCCGAUCUGCUCUCGCCCCCGUGUGCAAGAUUUCAGAUUCCAGAUUUCGAAUUCGUGUUGAGCAAAGUUUCCGGGGGAUGAUGGAAGAUCCCCACCCCCUCCUUCCUCCGAGAGGAGGGGAGAUUUAUUCGGACGAAAAGGGAUCGUAUUCGAAUGGAGGGAUGCAAAUAUUUUGCAAAUGUUUCGAGGCAACGGUAGAAAAUCGAGUAGGCUUGUCUUCGCGUGGAAAAAAAGAAGAAGGAAACAAAAAAAUGGAGCAAUAUUCCGCCUCUACUAAUGGAGCAGAUACAAUCGUUUUUCUCCCCAUUUUUAAACGGGGGGGAUUUAAAAAUAUACAUACAUACAUACAUACAUACAUACGUACGUACAUACACGCAGCGAAGAAUCCUCUUUCUUCCUGCUCGGUUCGAACAGGGAAGAAGGGGAUCUUUUUCCAAAGUUUUUACAGCUUCAUCGUUAUCAAGAUGGAAAGUAGAGUAAUAACGUAAGUACGUUCAUGCUCACGUUCAUGUGUAUUAGGACAUGUGUGUUAUUAGUUGUGGAGGAUGAGACAAAUCGAUGGGAUUAUUAUUAAGGAAUCGACGAAAGGUUUUGGAAUUAUCAUCGGCUGUUCAGAAAGUUGGAUAUUAUAAAAGAUUCGUAUACGUUCUGAAAUUUCUUCUUAUCUAUAUAUAUAUAGUUUCGCCUUUUUUACGAGCUUGUAAAUAAUUUUUACUAAAUUCUAUUUAAGCUAAAUCGUCUUGCAUGAACGUAAAAUUCUAAGAUCUGUUUGCGUGAGAGUAAGACAUAGUGAGAGUAUGUCUUAAUACUUAUGAACGAGGGUAUAAACGUGUAUAUGAUAUUGAGCUGUUCAAGAAGUUCGUGGUACAAUUCUUCUUUCUGAUCUUUUUUUUCUUCUUUUAGACAAUUGACAAUUCUAGAAUACAUUGUUUACUUUUUAAUAAAAAUUUAAUUAUUCGCUUAAAUUCAGCUGUUCCACGAGCUCGUGACAAAUUCUAUUCCAUUCUAAUCGAAUACACGGCAAAACUUUUUUUAAGCAUAAAUUGUUAAAAACAUUCUUACGAACAUUCUUGAACAAAUCGAUACAUAGCCGAACAAAGUAGCAACAAGUACCCUUACUCGCCCUCCGAUAUUAGAUCCGAUGGGGACGAGUGAUGGCGACGAGUCAUGGCAAUUUCAUAACGAAAACGCUAUAUCCAAUUCGCUAACUUUCCAAUAGAAUCCGGAUUAUCAACUUCGUGGAUCGUAAAAUAUUUUCCAAUUAUUCGGAUCGUUAUUCUCUGUAGAAAGAAGUUUAACAGUUAUUCCAAGUUAAUAAUUAUUUCCUAAUAAUUAAAUAGAAUAAUCGAACGAAAAAUAACAACCUAUAUAGAAAGAGAUUCUAAUCGCUUAGAGGAUGAAGGUGUCUUUUUGAUUAAUCGACAAAACGAUUGGAUCGAACAAUUUCAAUUAGAGACACCGGUUCGGCAAAAUUAAGCAACGUCAUCGUUGCUCGCCAUCGUCGGAUCUUGAUCGCCCCGAUCGAGACGAGAUGCGAUCGGUUCGUCUUGUUGUCUAUGUAGCCGAUAACUCCUCCCCCCUCCGCUCUGGUUAAAUCUUGCGGCCAUGCAUGCAUGUGUUUCCCGAGUGUAUCGCCUUUAUAUGAAUAGCAUUGUAAACGGUAGGCAGAUCUCUUCUCUAUGUUGUAAAUAAGCGAAGCGGAUCAGCAGCGGAAAUUCGGAUUCGCGAGUCUUCGACUGCACGCGUUCUUCCGUCGCCACGCAUACGAAAAAAUGGUUCUUUGUUCUCCACAGUCGAUGAUGUCUCUCUUUCCCUCUCCCCUCGACGUCUUCUGAUCCUGAAAACAAAUCGAUCGCUCUAAUAAUUCUUUAUAACCGUCAUUUUUUUUCAACAAAUGAUCGAACAAAGAUAAUUCUGUUUCUUCGAUCUCCGAAUUUCGUAGAAAUACGAUACGACUGAAAGAAAAAUCAUUAUUCGGUUGAAAUAUAUUUAUAUAUGCGUGUAUACUGUUAAAUGAAAGAAAGAUAUUGGAAAGAGAGUUGAAUCACAUGGAAAAGAAUGAUGUACAUAUAAAAAUUUUGAAGAUGAAAACGUGUGAACAUAGAUAGAGCGUUAUAAAGGAUUAACGAAUAAUCGAUUCGUACCUGAUGGAACACGAUGGAACGACGUCGAUGCGUGUGAUUCUUUGAAGUUGACUGAAUACCUUGCCGAUAUACGAUCGAAUUCACCGAAAUCCUGCUGAAAAAAAAA